Cylicocyclus nassatus is the source of this 1320-nucleotide messenger RNA. The record is from the annotation of a GenBank genome assembly. Lineage: Eukaryota; Metazoa; Nematoda; Chromadorea; Rhabditida; Strongylidae.
AUUUCAGAGAUUGGAUGCGUGUUACGUUCCUCCAUCCCGAUCUGGGUAUAGGUGGAGCCGAGCGCUUGGUCGUUGAUGCCGCUGUCGCACUUCAGCAAAAAGGACAUACUGUGAAAGUCGUGACAAGCCAGUUUGAUCCAUCACAUGCUUUCAAGGAAACGCAGCAGUUAGAUAUCAAAGUGAUACAGUGGUUUCCUCGAUUGAUAUUUGGUCGCAUGUGGGCUUUAUGUGCUUAUAUCAGAAUGUGCCUUGCUGCAAUAUAUACUGCUAUGUUUAUUCCAAGUGAUGUGAUUAUUUGCGACCAGGUAUCGGCUGCUCUCCUUGUUCUGCGAGUGCUUACUCGGGCUCGGCUCGUUUUCUACUGUCAUUUUCCAGAUUUGUUGCUUACGUCUAGGGAAACUGUGGCAAAAUCCUUCUACAGAUAUUUUCUGGAUUCUAUCGAAGAGUAUACAACUGGUCUUGCUGGUACAAUAUGUGUGAAUAGUUUAUUUACCGCUUCCGUAUUCAAGCAGACGUUCAGAUCUCUCCAAAACCGAGAACUAACUGUACUUUAUCCGUCGCUGAAUACGGACUUCUUUGACAAGACAGAAGAAUGUACCAUACCGGAGAUUCCGCCAUCUGCCGAACAUUUGUUUACCUCACUAAAUCGCUAUGAAGUGAAGAAGAACUUGAAACUUGCUAUCGAGGCUUUCGCAGUCUUACGCACGUUACUAACAGAUGACGAGUUUUCCAAAUGUCACCUUGUUUUGGCAGGCGGUUACGAUCGACUGAAUUCCGAAAAUAAAAAUCAUUUCAAGGAGUUGGUUGAAUAUACAAAUUUGCUUUCGCUGCCUCAGAAUCAAGUGACACUCCUACGUUCUCCCUCUGACGAAGAGAAGAUCACUUUGUUACGACGAAGCCUUGCUGUGUUGUAUACACCACAUAACGAGCACUUUGGCAUAGUACCCAUUGAAGCUAUGUAUGUAGGAACACCUGUGAUUGCAGUGAAUUCGGGAGGUCCAAAGGAGUCCAUCGUCCACUUGGAAACUGGACUUUUAGCAGAGCAAACUGCAGAAGCUUUUGCAGAACAUAUGGCCAUGCUUCUACAUGAUGAAUCACUGCGGAAGAAGCUCUCUGAAAUGGGACCAAAGCGAGUACGACAACUCUUUGCUUUUGAAGCUUUCGCCAAUCAUCUGGACCAAAUAGUCAAAGGAGAUCAAUAAGAAUUGUUUUGCCUAGUCUGUUUGUUAAAUUUUUUUUGUUAAUGUUUGUGGAUCUUUGUUUUGUUUCGUGCAAGGCUAAUAAGAGUUCUUAUUUACGCGCCUCAGAAAGUUGGAUGCA